Molecule: messenger RNA, 1241 nt
Organism: Lucilia sericata (common green bottle fly)
Lineage: Eukaryota; Metazoa; Arthropoda; Insecta; Diptera; Calliphoridae
Exons: 2
Coding region: 212-1069 (285 amino acids)
Cellular component (GO): nucleus
Source: RefSeq, a predicted model, not a curated record
AGAAAAAUGGUACGCAAUUGAAUAAUUGGUACCCUUUAUUGCGUUUUCGUAUUUUCCUUUCGCAUCUGAUUCGCAUCUAAUUCGCAAAUCUGGCAUCACCGCAUUCUGUAAUUCGAAAGCGUAUGUCAAAAUCGUUCGUAAAGCUCAAAUAACUUGCGCUUACAAAAUAUCAAACGCAAAGGAAACGAAUCAUGUAAGUAAGCACAAAUAAAUGUUUAUAUUUAUAUCUAAAUUGUUAUUUUUUAGGGAAAAGCCGAAAAAGUUGCAGACUCAGCAACGCCAGUUCGAAAUCCUAGUUGAUUUUAUGGAGCAACAUAGCGAUUUGGCAAAGGGACAGUUGCAGUGUGGAAAUGCCAAACAACGCGCCAACAAUUUGUGGACAAAAUUGGCAGACGACCUUAAUUCUAAUGGACCUCCUGUAAGGGAUGUAGCUGGUUGGAAAAAAGUUUGGUCUGACCUAAAAACCCACACGAAGGUUAAGAUGCGCAAGAAUAAAAUUAGCAUUUCCAGCACGGGUGGUGGUGUCUCACAAUAUUGCCCACUUUCUUCUAUGGAGGAACAAAUCAUAAAUCUUCUUCAAAUGGAAGAAGCCGUCAAUGGACGGGCAACAUCAACAUACUUUGGCACAAGUAGUAACGUUAGUCACGAUGUUUCAGCAAACAAAGAGCCUGCAGAAGAAGUUUUAUUAUCUUCGCAAAAUGAAAAUUACAGUUUAAGUGAAUCAGCGCCCGCUGACAAACGUAGCUGUUUGGAUGACAGUUUUAAGACAGCCAAACGUUCGCGGCUGUCAAAACAAAACGACCGUGAUAUUCUGCUAAAAACUCAAGUAGAAAACCAAGGAAUAUUUCACAAUGAAUCCACUAAAGUUUUGGGCGAUGUUCGGGAUUCCUUGAAAGAAUUAGUAAGAUAUAAUAGAAAAAAAGUUGAAUUAAAGGAAAGAAAACUAACAUUUUGCAAAAAAAAAUUUGAAUUUAAAAAAGAAUACAAGCUCCAAAAACAAAAAACGCAAAUAGAAAAGCUAGAAUUAAAAAAGAAAAUUUUAGAAUUAGAAAUAGGAAAACCGAUGUGAUAUUUUUACAUAUGUAUUUAUAUAUGUAUGUACAUAUCAGUCGACUUUUGUAUUUUAUAAUUUCGUUAUUUUUAUGUUAAUCGUUAUUUUUUGUCUAAUGAGAUUUGUACUGAAGUUAAAGAUCUCAAAAUCGCCAUAAAGAAGCUUUAAAACUUUACAUUAUAAGUUUUUA